AUGUCAGAUGCUUACCCUCCACCGAGUUAUCCGCCUACCCGCACUCCACCCUCUCUUUUCGACCGUCUGCCGAACGAGAUUUUGAUGGAAAUAUUCAAGGCCUUCUGGGAUCUGAGGCUGGAAAGGUUUCUUUGGAGCGAUAACCCCGGAUCUCUAGCUGCCCUUCCCCUCUGUUCCGUGUCUCGGCGCUGGCGCGAUGUUGCCCUUGCUGUUCCUCAGCUCUGGUCAUAUGUUCAGGUCAAAACGCCGGCCGAUAUCGAGUGGAUGAAGCUCGCAAGGACGCGCUCACGACGUCACCCCAUCGCCCUUUCGGUCGAGAUACACGACGAGGACGCGUGCACCGUGAUGCUCUCAGCGCUCGAAGAUGGCCGUGCGCUCAUAUGCGACCUCGAUAUUAGCCUGGCCGACGAUGAAGAUGAUGCUUGGGAAAUCGGGAUAAACCUCGCGGCGCUGGUCAUGGGCUUUCUCAACGCCGGAAUGCCUGCCCUGGUAUCUCUCGUCGUCAGCAUACCUGACUGGCCAGAGCUGGAGCCCCCAGAAGCCUUGCUCACACUGGACGCCACCCAAUUCCCGCGUCUUCGCGAGCUCGACGUCUAUCGCCUCCAGCUGUCAUGGAUGCCCGAUAUAUUUGCUCGGCUGCGUACACUCUCCAUGGGAAACUGUCGCGGCGACCGCGUUCUGCCGACAUCCGAGUUCCUGGACGUCCUCGCGAUCGCCCAGCAGCUCGAGGACGUGUCUAUGGAGGACGGAAUGCCCUUCCACAAUUACCCGGUAGUGAUCGCGCGGGAUAGACCGAACGAGCCCAUCGCGAUCUCAAGCCUACGCAGGCUCGAGAUUCACGACGACGACUGGUUCGUCUUCGCCCUUCUGCAGAGCAUACGUCUCCCUGUCGGGAUCCGUGCGAACCUCGAGGUGUACGUGUCCGGGCAGUGGCACCGGGAGUCGCGAUCAGUGCACAAGACCUCCGGGCUGCUGCCGAUGUCCAUUCCGGACGACCCCGCCAACGUGCAUUUCCUCGAGACGACAACAUGUGCAGAUAUCAACGUCCCUCCAGGCGUGUGUGAAAACUAUGCGUAUGUCGAUUGUGAUGGACGCUUCCGCCUCACACUCGCCUUCUUCGCCUACGAAGCGCCGCCGUUCAUGCGCUCGCAGUGCAUCCUCGAGGACUUCAGGGCCCUCUUCCGCCGGGCGCCCCUGCGGAAACUCUCCGUCGCAUGUCACCUUGUCCGCAUCCCGCACGGGCUGUGGGUCGAGCUCUUCCGCACCUUUCCCUCUCUCUGCGAGCUGCACCUCCGCGGAGAGGGCUACCCGGGGCGGCUGCUGGCUGCCCUCGCCGCACGCCCGGCAGAGGAGAGCGCGUCCGCGGCGGUCCCGCGUCCUCUGCUUUUGCCAAAUCUGACUACAUUCACCCUCAAGUACUUUCCGUGGCACCGUGAGCUGUUCGGGGCGAUCGUGCGCACUUUCGAGGGGCGGGCGAAGGCAGGUGCGUUGAGGAUGCGCGAGAUACACGUCGUACUCCGUGAGAGGCAGAAGAACGCGUAUUUGAACAGUAUGCUUCUUCGCGAUAUUGCGGCGCUGAGAGAAUACUGUGAUGGCGUUGUGUAUGAGGACACGAAUCAUGCGUGUGUAUGA
Molecule: messenger RNA, 1632 nt
Organism: Trametes versicolor FP-101664 SS1
Lineage: Eukaryota; Fungi; Basidiomycota; Agaricomycetes; Polyporales; Polyporaceae
Exons: 1
Coding region: 1-1632 (543 amino acids)
Source: RefSeq, a predicted model, not a curated record